Molecule: messenger RNA, 1037 nt
Organism: Gastrolobium bilobum
Lineage: Eukaryota; Viridiplantae; Streptophyta; Magnoliopsida; Fabales; Fabaceae
Product: DNA repair RAD52-like protein 2, chloroplastic
Exons: 4
Coding region: 199-840 (213 amino acids)
Biological process (GO): double-strand break repair via homologous recombination
Molecular function (GO): DNA binding
Source: RefSeq, a predicted model, not a curated record
GCAAAAUUUUAUUUCUACCACCGAAGCAGAAAUGAUAAUCCCAAUAAUAAGUUGAUUAGGUGAGCCACCUAAAUAUCCUUUGUUUCCUACUUCUGAGACUCCUGCCUCUGUCAGGUUAGAUAUAAAUUUAAGUCUAAUAGCGCCCCCGUGCUUGAACUUGCUGCAAUUGGGGAUCUGGUAGGUCGGUGAGGUCGGGCGAUGGCUUUUGUGGUUAGGCCUAAUACAAAUCCCUUCGUCAGUAAGAUGAUUUUGCUCUCUUCCUAUAACCAAUCUAGAAAAGAAGGUUUGGAGGUAGGGUUUGUGAGAAAGAAGAAUUUUGGGGUAACAGAUCGUCUUGGUACACUGUCCGUCAAGUGUGCUCUGGAACGCGGCAGCAACAGCAGUGACGGAAAGAAAGGAGGGGUAUCGAAUUCGAAUUACGUGGUGCCCCUGGACAACUCAUCCUGCAUAACUCGUCCUUUAGCCGAGAUACUCCGAGACCUUAAUAAAAGAAUCCCCGAUACUAUCGUCAGAGCUCCCAUCCCUGGCGAUUCCUCGGCUGUCACCUUUAUCCCCUGGUAUCAUGCCAACAGGAUGUUGAGCUUCUAUGCCCCAGGAUGGUGUGGAGAAAUUCGUGAUGUCAUUUUCUCUGACAAUGGCAGUGUGACUGUUGUAUACCGUCUUACUGUACGCGGAUCUGAUGGAGAGGCAUAUCGUGAGUCAACUGGGACAAUAUCACCUAGUGAUGGAACCAUUGGUGAUCCAGUUUCAGCAGCUGAGGAAAUUGCUUUCUGCAAAGCUUGUGCCCGGUUUGGUCUUGGCUUGUAUUUGUAUCAUGAAGAUCAAAUGAACACUAUUUAAGCUUCCAAAUUUUGUUUGGGGUUUGAUGUGAUGUAGUAUUGUUUUCUUCUCAUUUGAUGUGAAUAGAAGUAGACUAUUAGGUGGCUGUUAGGUACUCAUCAAGUACUGUCAAGUAUUGUGGAAAACUAGAAGCCAUAUUUUUUAUUUGUAAGGAUCCAAUACUUAUGGGAAAGCGAGUUUCUUUUGUUGCUCACGUA